ACGGUUAGAAAGGAAAAGUGUUAGCAUUGGUGAAGAAAUUUUAUUAAUGUGAUAAAUUAAAUUGGUAAAUAUUUUAGGAAAAGUGUUAGCAUUGGUGGAGAAAUUCUUUUUCAAAUCAUUGAGAGUGCUCUUAGCCGGUGUAUUUUAUAGGAGUAGUGAAAACAAAAAAAAAAAAAACUUUCUUUCAUAAAGGAGUAAAGCAAAUUCCUUUGUCUUAAAUCCAAUCGAAUAUCUUCUCUUUUGCUGAUCUUUAUCUAUAAUUAAUCUUCAUCUUCAAGGGAAGAUCGGUACUUCCCAAAUUUCUGCUUGUCCAGAAGAAUCUUCGUCGUGUUCUUCCAUAUAAUUCCCAAUUUGAAUUGCUUUUCAGGGUGAUUCUUGGGAGAAUGGCGCAGGAUGGGAGAGAAAAGCCGUUGCAGAAGAUCUCUGAAGCAUUCAAAGAUCUAGCCACCACUAUCAAUUCCCAGCAUUCUGACCUUGAGAUUGCCCCGUUUUCCCAUGCUUGCUCUCUUGUCUCCCCUUUAUUUAGUUGUCUGGGCAUAGCAUUUAAGUUUGCGGAGAUGGACUACGUAGCCAAGGUUAAUGAUCUUGCGGAAACCUCCAAGUCGAUUGCAACACUAAAAAUAAUGAUUGAUCAAGAUAUUCAAGCAAAGACCGUGAGGAAACAAGGAAGCCAUACGAGAAAUCUUCUGAGAGUAAAGCGUGGUCUUGAUAUGGUCAAAGUACUUUUCGAGCAAAUCAUUGCGACUGAGGGUAAUUUGUUGAAGGAUGCAGCUUCGACUUCUUAUACCCAAGUAUUUGCUCCAUAUCAUGGAUGGGUCAUAAGAAAAGCUGUUGCUGCCGGGAUGUACGCAUUGCCUACCAGGUCUCAGUUGAUGCUGAAGCUGAAUGAGGAUGACAAUUCUGCACGGGUCCAAAUGGAAAACUAUAUAGCAACAUCCGAAGUUGUAAUUGGAUACAUCGAGAAGCUAUUUAACUCGAAUGAGCUAGGUUUAGAUUGGUGAUCUAAGGGCAUUCAUUAUAUAAUUUGCUACAAACAACAAUUGCCCUCUUCUAUAUUGUGAUAAAUCCAGUAUUAUCCGUUGAUGCCCAAUCUAUACUGAAGUUCGGAAUUCCGUUACCUUCCUGAUUACUCUCUAAACAAAAGUUAGAAUGCAACAGCGAAUUAUCGCUUAGUAUGCAUGCAUUUCGGUCUGCACAAAAUAGACCUGACCGACUCAAACUUUGGCUUUCGAGUGAUUUAAGUGUUUGUGCACGCACAUAUUCUAUUUUAACCAGACAUGAUA
Amaranthus tricolor (Joseph's coat) is the source of this 1283-nucleotide messenger RNA. RefSeq names its product accelerated cell death 11-like. Gene Ontology annotation, molecular function: ceramide 1-phosphate binding; ceramide 1-phosphate transfer activity. The coding region runs from base 384 to 1001 and encodes 205 amino acids. Gene Ontology annotation, cellular component: membrane; cytosol; cytoplasm. The transcript is spliced from 5 exons. Lineage: Eukaryota; Viridiplantae; Streptophyta; Magnoliopsida; Caryophyllales; Amaranthaceae. Gene Ontology annotation, biological process: ceramide transport; intermembrane lipid transfer. The record is from RefSeq and is a predicted model, not a curated record.